Molecule: messenger RNA, 1446 nt
Organism: Saccharomycodes ludwigii
Lineage: Eukaryota; Fungi; Ascomycota; Saccharomycetes; Saccharomycodales; Saccharomycodaceae
Gene: ATS1
Product: Ats1p
Exons: 1
Coding region: 1-1446 (481 amino acids)
Source: RefSeq, a predicted model, not a curated record
AUGGAAAAUAUCAACUUAGGCCUAAAUCAUGAUAAUGAUUUAAAUCACCCAACAACAACUUUCACUUCAUGUUUUGGCAAUCAACUUUGCAACUCAAUUACUCAUAAUAAAACAUGUACAAAAUGCUUCAUACUAAAUAAAAUAGAUUUUAAAUUAACAUUAGAACAUAAAAAUGCCAAACCUAGGAAAGUGGUAUGUGGCGGUAAUCAUUCUUUCAUCCUAUUUGAUACUGGAUUACUUUUUGCUUGUGGCGAUAAUAAUGAAGGUCAAUGUGGUAUUUGCAGUCCCUCAUCAACUGUAUUAAAAACUUGGACUUUUAUAAGAGAUGAUGUUUUGGACAUUACUUGUGGAUGGGAAUUUACUGUUAUAGCUACUUUGCUUAAUAAUAGUUGCGAAUCCAGUACUAUUGAUAUUGUUAAUAAUACUACUAAAAAAAUAUGUAUAAAAAGUUGUGGUGUCGGUUUAAAAGGCGAAUUAGGUUAUGGAAUGGAAAUUAAAAAAUCGAAAAAAUUGAAUAGGGAUUGGCUAGAUGUUAUGGAAAUUAACGUCCAUCCGGAAAAUUAUAAAAAUUCCAUUCAAACAAUAAUCAAAUUAUAUGGGUCGUUAAAUAACGUCUUGGUGUACGAUGGAAUUAACGAUGUAUGGUAUGGUUGGGGUGCCAACAGAAAAAACCAAUUAUUAGUUGAUAAUACUGGUGCCAAGAAUUUAUAUAAACCUACAGUAUUGGAAACUCUUUCGAUCAAUAGAGGUAAUGAUAAAAUUGAUAUCGACGCUAAUGAUCUGACUUACAAAUUGGAUCACUUAGUUAGCAUGGGAAAAGAUUUUAUUUGUUUAAUAAAAAGUGAGAAUAUGGCAAAUGUCAACAAUUUAAUUUUACAAGGGACUAUGCUUCAAAAUUACGGUGAAAAAAUGAAAAAUACCCUUAAAGAAAAUAUUAACAGUAGUAAAGAUGUGAUUGUUUAUAAUAGAAGUAUGUGGUCUAGUCUACAUUUGAUAGUCUGCAAAAAAAACAACGCUGCUAGUAGCUAUCAUCAACUGCUUUCCAUCGGUAACGGAAAUCAUGGACAAUUAAGUCUAAAUGGAAGAUUAUUUUUAAAUCAAAAUAAUGUUAUUACUAAGUUUGAGGUUGGUAGUGAACACGGCAUAAUAGUAGUUAGAGAUUUGUCAGCCGCGCUACCAUCAUCACCACCCUCUCCUCAAGAUAGUACCAAUACUAGUUGUGCCACUAUUAUCAAUAAGAAUGUUGAAAAAGUCUAUUGCUUUGGUUGGGGUGAGCACGGAAAUUGUGGUCCAAUACAGAAAAAAGAUAAGAAUAAUGAUAUAAUGGAUGAUUUGAAUUUAGUAUAUGAGACACCAAAAUUAUCAAUGAGUAAAAAAGAAUCUAUAGAAUUUGUUAGUGGCGGUUGUGCCACUACUUGGAUAUGUAUAUUUAGUCAAUAUAACUAA